This is a messenger RNA of Sciurus carolinensis (gray squirrel), 3977 nucleotides long. It is a transcript of the gene Kmt5b, whose product is annotated as lysine methyltransferase 5B. Gene Ontology annotation, cellular component: nucleus. Gene Ontology annotation, molecular function: protein binding; histone H4K20 methyltransferase activity. The record is from RefSeq and is a predicted model, not a curated record. Lineage: Eukaryota; Metazoa; Chordata; Mammalia; Rodentia; Sciuridae.
CGUGCGCCACGCUCGUCCCGAUCCCUCCGCCGCGAGGCGCAGCGACGGCAACGACGCGGCCCGUUCACUCGGAAAUCGCCGCCGUGCCUCCGCCGCCCGGAGACGCCGGCGGGGAACUCGUUUCCCUCGGGCGCCCUCCGCCUCCCCGCACGGGAUUCCGGCGAGGCCUCCGCGGCGGCCGUGCCGGACAGGGACGCGCACGCUCGCCGGGCCGCGGCCGGCGUGGUGUCCCUCCGCCGUCGCCGCGGACUCCUUUUCGUGUCCUUCCACCGGGCCCGGGCGGUGUCCGGGUGGCUCACCGGGGGCGGCGGCUGCGGCGCGGCUCCGGGGCUAUGAGGACGAGAACAUUGAAAUCAUUCUCUAAGCUAUUAAAAGAGAGUGACUAAAUGCACCUGGGUCAGGCUGUCUGUGGGUAUGAAGUGGUUGGGAGAAUCCAAGAACAUGGUGAUGAAUGGCAGGAGAAAUGGAGGCAAGUUGUCUAAUGACCAUCAGCAGCAUCAAUCAAAAUUACAGCACACGGGCAAGGACACCUUGAAGACUGAAAACGCAGUUGAGAGGAGAUCAAGCAGAUGUAAUGGUAAUUCAGGAUUCGAAGGACAGAGUCGUUAUGUACCAUCUUCUGGAAUGUCUGCCAAGGAACUCUGUGAAAAUGAUGACCUAGCAACCAGUUUGGUUCUUGAUCCCUAUUUAGGUUUUCAAACACACAAAAUGAAUACUAGCGCCUUUCCUUCGAGGAGCUCAAGGCAUUUUUCAAAAUCUGACAGUUUUCCUCACAACAACCCUGUGAGAUUUCGGCCUAUUAAAGGAAGACAAGAAGAACUAAAGGAAGUAAUUGAACGUUUUAAGAAAGAUGAACACUUGGAGAAAGCCUUUAAAUGUUUGACUUCAGGAGAAUGGGCACGGCACUAUUUUCUCAACAAGAAUAAAAUGCAGGAGAAAUUAUUCAAGGAACAUGUAUUUAUUUACUUGCGAAUGUUUGCAACUGACAGUGGAUUUGAAAUACUGCCUUGUAAUAGAUACUCAUCAGAACAGAAUGGAGCCAAGAUAGUUGCAACAAAAGAGUGGAAACGAAAUGACAAAAUAGAAUUACUGGUGGGUUGUAUUGCCGAACUUUCAGAAAUUGAGGAGAACAUGCUACUUAGACAUGGAGAAAACGACUUCAGUGUCAUGUAUUCCACGAGGAAAAACUGUGCUCAGCUCUGGCUCGGUCCUGCUGCAUUCAUAAACCAUGAUUGCAGACCUAACUGUAAGUUUGUGUCAACUGGCCGAGAUACAGCAUGUGUGAAGGCUCUAAGAGAUAUUGAACCUGGGGAAGAAAUUUCUUGUUACUAUGGAGAUGGGUUUUUUGGAGAAAACAAUGAGUUCUGCGAGUGUUACACUUGUGAAAGACGGGGAACUGGUGCUUUCAAAUCCAGAGUGGGACUGCCCGCGCCUGCUCCUGUUAUCAAUAGCAAAUAUGGACUCAGAGAAACAGAUAAACGCUUAAAUAGGCUUAAAAAGUUAGGUGACAGCAGCAAAAACUCAGACAGUCAGUCUGUCAGCUCUAACACUGAUGCAGAUACCACUCAGGAAAAAAGCAAUGCAACUUCUAACCGAAAAUCUUCCGUUGGUGUAAAAAAGAACGGCAAGAGCAGAACGUUAACCAGGCAGUCCAUGUCCAGAACUCCCGCCUCCUCCAACUCUACCUCAUCUAAGCUAACUCACAUGGACAAUUCCAGGGUACCAAAGAAACUGAAAAAGCCUGCAAAGCCUUUACUCUCAAAGAUAAAGCUGAGGAAUCACUGCAAGCGGCUGGAGCAGAAGAGUAGUUCAAGAAAGCGAAUGGGAAACUUAGUGCUUAAAGAGCCUAAAGUGGUCCUGUAUAAGAAUUUGCCCAUUAGAAAAGACCAGGAGCCCGAGGGACCAGUCCAAGCUGCAGUGGCCAGUGGGUGCUUGACCAGACAUGCGGCCAGAGAACACAGGCGGAAUCCUGGGAGAGGUGCUCACUCGCAGGGUGACAGCUCGCCCUGCACCUACACAACCAGGCGCUCAGUGAGGACCAGGGCGAACCCUCCGGAGGCCUCAGACAUCAAGCUAGAACCAAAUACGCUGGAGGACUGUAAUGGCGCAGUGGAGCCUUGCCUGGACAGUGGUGAGCAGCCGGCCCCCGACAGGCAGGAAGAACUGGCUAGCGAGACUGCACAGAAGGGGGAAGCACGUCACAAGAGUGACCCCAGCUUGUCCAGGAAGAAAUCACGACAAGGAAAACUUGUGAAGCAGUUGGCCAACAUAGUGGAGUCCACCCCGGUGCAGGACUGCCCUGGACAGGACAGUGCGGUGCCAGUGAUGGCACCCCACUCUGACCAGGGCGAGCCCAGCGGUGUGGCAGGGGCGCCCGUGAGCUACACAGACUGCACUCCCUCGCCCAUCGGGUGCUCGAUCGUCACGUCAGACAGCUUCAGGGCGAAGGACGGCUUUAGAACUGCUAAAAGCAAAAAGAAGCGGCGAAUCACAAGGUAUGACGCCCAGCUGAUCCUGGAAAAUAACUCUGGGAUUCCCAAAUUGACUCUCCGUAGGCGCCACGAUAGCAGCAGUAAGACGAACGACCAGGAGAAUGACGGGGUGAAUUCUUCCAAAAUAAGCAUCAAGUUAAGUAAAGACCAUGAAAAUGAUAACAAUCUCUAUGUAGCAAAGCUCAAUAAUGGAUUUAACUCAGGAUCAGGCAGUAGUUCUACGAAAUUAAAAAUCCAGCUAAAACGGGAUAGAGGAAAGUAGGGGGCCCUAUGCAGAGGGGCUGCAUGAAAUGGGGUCUGCUGUAGCGACCCCCUCUCUCUCCUGGAGUCCCAGAUGGAAGUGGAUGGCUACGGUCAGUAUGAGGAGGAAAGCACGGACGACUCCUCCUCCUCGGAGGGGGACGAGGAGGAGGAGGACUACGAGGAUGACUUCGAGGACGACUUCAUUCCUCUUCCUCCAGCUAAGCGGUUGAGGCUGAUCGUCGGGAAAGACUCCAUAGAUAUUGACAUUUCUUCAAGGAGAAGAGAAGAUCAGUCUUUAAGGCUUAAUGCAUAACUUCUUGGUCUGACUGGACCUGGGAUAGCUACUUUAAAGAAAUAAAAAUUCCAGUCGAUUAUUCCUCAACUGAACCAUUUUAGUGGCAGCACUUCUAUCGUCUCUUCACUUGUCAGCAUACUAUUGUAGAAAGUGUACAGCGUACUGACUCUUCCUAAGUCUGAUUUGUGCAAAUUUUUAUCGUACUUUUUAAAUAGCCUUCUUAUGUGCAAUCUGAUUAGAGGUGACGCCCUAUUGUAAAAUACAGGCUCCAGCAAAAUUGUACAGUGAGAGCAGCUUUCCACAUGGGACGUUGAGACAAUAAUGUGGCUCCACAAUUUUUUUUAAACUUUUAAGAGCAUCAGCUGGCUCUUUAAUAUAUGACUAAACAAUAAUCUAAAACAAAUCAUAGUAGCAGCAUAUUAAGGUUUCAAGUAUAUGCUAAUAUCACCAGCAAUGAUCUUUGGCUUUUUGAUUAUAAUUUGCUAGAUGUUUCCCCCCCGGAGUUUUGUCAGUUUCACACUGUUUGCGGGCCCAGGUGUACUGUGUUGGCCUCUGUUGACAUAGCAAACCAUCGGUCGGAGUCAGAGUGAUUUCUUUACAAAACAAAAAUAUACCCUCCCACGUGAGGUGGCCCGCUGCUGAGCACACUGUAUGUCUGGGGUCAGCAGCGGGCAGGAUGAGUUUCAGAGCAGCGUAUUUAUUGCUUGUCAUGUACAUUAAAGACCUUGUAUUUAACACUUUUCAAUCCUUUUAGAUAAAAUGGUUCUUUGCGAGAAUGAUUGGUGCUUACUUUUUCAAAACCCUGCUGUGAACACGCGACGGCAACAAGCAGCGUUAUCUAUGAACUGCAGCUGUCUUAAUCUGUUCUUCAAGUUUCUGUUGCACUUGUAAAAUGCUACAAGGAGUAUUAGAAAAUCUAUUCACUUUAACUUAUAAUAGUUUAUGAA